AAAAGAUUUUCAAAACGUAAACAAUUUACUUGUUAAGUAUAUAAUUUAACCGAGAAUAGUUGGUAGCGUAAAAUAAUAUAAAAAUGACAACAUAUCUAUCGUGGGAAUAUCCGGAAAUGCCGGAGAACGUUAACAAAUUAUUGCUGCAAAAUGAUAAAAAAUUGGUGAUCAUAGGAGUUAUAGGUAAAUCUGCAUUUCCUGAUUGCAAUAAAAUGGUAGCUCUUAAUAUAUUAGACCGGCAUCCCGCUUUACUAGACCACGAAGCAAAAGAGGGUCAAAUUCAAUUUUAUUAUAAUCCUGCAGAGUCCAUAUUGUGGUUGCAUUUUGAGACCACUUUGGAUGCGUUUUGCAUGCAAAAAUUGCUUUUGGAAGAGCUGCAGAACGAAACCUUUGAUCAAUUUUUAACUUUUCACCAGCGUAUGCGUAGUCGUUUUGCACGCAUGUUCCUCUUUGCUACUCACGUGUGCCACCUGAUAGUAUUUGUUGAGCUUAGUGUUACUUUUGAUGCUUCAUUGUUAGGCAUGUUUAAAGCCUUGAAGAUUAUCCGAGAUCGUCACGUUCUACGUUUUUUGCCCAAAUUUAUUAAAAAUUCCAGAACUGGAUUUAUGUUCGGUAAAACUGCUCGCUUAUGUUCGCCAAGAGUUCUGUUCCUUUUUGAAAACUUGCCAAAAGGCUAUGAGAAGUCUUACGAAUCAAUUUCCAAAAUGGAGUUCGAAGUGGAAGAUAAUAUCUAUAAAAUGUUACGUAAUGAGUAUAUAGUGGUCAAUAAUAAUGCAUCUUCGCUAUUCUCUAUACCGGUUAACCAGCGUUUCGUUUAUUAUAAUUUAAAUGACAAGCACCGAGAAGAUCCCGUAUUAAGUUCGGUAAAUUUUUUGCAUGAAUUACUGAAGAAACCAAGCUUAUUGCAAACUGACGAAGAAAUAGAGGAGUUGCUGCCGUAUAAGGAUUUUGGUAGACCUUUUUCGGACCUCAGUGACAGUGACCAAAAACCGCCCGAAGAAGAACAGUUUUUUGCCCACAAUCGUAAAUUUAUGGAUCUACUAAAAGAACAUAUCGAUCAGGCUUUAGAUACUGGCUUCAAUGACAAUUUGUCCAAGUAUAAGGGCAAAAGUCAUUUUGUUGUGUUGUCCGCCAAACCUUGGUUUGAAGCUUUUAAGUUAUUACAUAAGAUUUUCAUAGAAAAUCCCGAUAAUGAACAAUUUGAGGCAAACGAUGCAGAUUAUAAAGCUUACUUAGAAAACUUUGAUAAAAUUGUAAAUUACGACAGCGAAUUUUUUAAGGCUUGCUGCGAUAUCGGAUUACAAAAAGCCUUUUCUAUGUAUAAUAAUCCUACACUUACAUACUAUAGUGCCGUGAUCCAUAAGAAAAUGACAGAAGAAGCCGUUACACUUUAUCGAAAAUAUGCCAGGGGUCCAGAUAAAUCUGUUAAUGAAUUAACUUUAAGAGAAAUGUGCGAAACGUGUUGGAAAUCGGGUAAACAACAAUGCGAAUAUCCUAGUUUGCGUGGCAGUCCUUGUGCUCUUCCUAAACAUAUUGUUAAAGAAGCAACUGAACAUUCUAGUGGCGUUGUGUACAUAUCCGCUUGCAACUGUGGAAAGACGCAAGGACGUCGGGAGGACCCUUACAGCAUACGUCAUGCCAAUUAUGAGUUCUAUGAAUAUAUGGCCAAUAAUUGUACAUUGUGCGCAAAAGUCAAGCACAUACGUUUCGCAAUAUUUGAACCUUCCAUUAACGAUUAUAGGGCUGCUGAAUAUGACCGCGCGUUUUGUAAAACCUCUCUUAGCCUGAAUAAAGAAGAUGAGAUUUAUUCAAUGAAUGCCCAUUCCGAUGAAGAUAAUUAUGAAGAUGAAAACAUGUCGCAACGAUUAAUGGCUUCUCAAAAUUCUCACACCAAUCUUAGUCUUUCAGUUUCUUUAGAUAAUUUGAAUAAAAUUGAUGAGCGUGACAAUGUUAUGAACAGUUCGGACGAGUCUGUAAAUGAACUGAUUUUAAAAGUAAAAGACAAAGAGGUUCAAGACGAAGAUAAAGAACGUUCCGUAUUACGACAGCCUUCCACCACUGAAUACCUUCCGGGUAUGGUUCACACUGAAAGCCCAGUGGGCUUAUUGCCGCAAUUUCCUAGUUGGUCUUUAUGUUGCGUGGGCGCAAGCUCGGUUUAUAGUCACAAUACUGGUUUAAUGGAACAUUUCCAAAGUGGAUUUUUGACAGGCUCCAAUUUUCUUUUACCUUGGGAUGUGCACGUUCGCUUGGAACAUUCAGCAUCUUGGGCGGCUGCUUACGAAAAAACCCGCUAUCGCAAAAUGGGUGAAGUAUUCGUGCUGAAAAUAUUUGUCGGUUUUGAAUAUGAAUGUCCACGAGGCCACCGAUUUAUGAUGUCCGCACCUGAUAAAGUGCUAAGAGGAGGAUCAGGAAUUCUACGUGACAGUGGAAGUAAGGUUGUUUACAAUAAUAUGCCGUUGUAUUUUCCCUGCCCAUGUCGCACGAAGAAAUUUGAUGUAGCCCAACUAAUGAGAAUACAUGUGGUUACACCGAAAGCUCCCGUGAACGUUAUAUUGGAUCCUAAGAAUUUAUGUGCUCUGGUAUGACCAUUGUUCAACAAGACUUUUUGAGAAAAUUCAAAGUGCUUGACAAGUUUCAUCCAAUUUUUGUUGAGCUUACAGCAAUCGUAAGGUAACUCUCUCUAUAGGCCUUCUCUCCAAAUAAUCGCAAUAAAUUGCUAACAUCUUUAGAAGCAUUAAAUUAUUGUCCGCAACGAAACUGCAUCUUAUUUGGGUACCAAGUCAUUACUGUCUUUCGCUCAAUGAAAAAAAGGUGAUGGUCUAACAAAGGAAGCAGUCCAAUGAUAAACGCUGAAUCAUGAAUAUCGCAGAUUUUCAACUCAUGUGAAAAUAAAUUGCUAAAUCGCCUUCUAACAGGACACACAUAUGACAAAGCCUAGCUUCAUAUGAUUGGGUCUGCACCUAGUGAUCUUCGUGGCACAUGCAGCUUAAGCAUCAGUACCAGAAAUUAUGUUAGCUUUUUCUCAUUCUUUUCGGAUUUAAAAAGUAUCUUUUUAGCAAGCGAUGAAUAGUUACUCAAAGAGCUGACUUCCUUUAUUAAACUAACGGGUAUUGAACUUUGAUAUACCAUUCAAUAUAAACAUUAUCUGUUUAUCGUCAAUUACUCUUUGGUCUUUAUUACAGUCGCUAAAAAAAAUUUUAUUUACAGGAAAAAUUUUUAGAAAAUUUUACAACUUUCUUUGUCCACAUGUAAGAGGUUUAAAAGUCAUGAAAGGAUAAAUUUUGUAAAAGAGACCGUCUCCAUUUGAUUUUCCUAUAUCCCAAUAUUUGUAUUUCUAAUCUUGCAUGAUUUUGUUUCAAAUUAGACGGAAGGUGUCUUUGGGGAGAUAUUUGGUUGAGA
Messenger RNA from Glossina fuscipes, 3399 nucleotides. RefSeq names its product protein SMG8. The transcript has 12 exons. The record is from RefSeq and is a predicted model, not a curated record. The coding region runs from base 84 to 2585 and encodes 833 amino acids. Lineage: Eukaryota; Metazoa; Arthropoda; Insecta; Diptera; Glossinidae. Gene Ontology annotation, biological process: nuclear-transcribed mRNA catabolic process, nonsense-mediated decay.